Phytophthora sojae is the source of this 1398-nucleotide messenger RNA. RefSeq lists its product as hypothetical. Bases 1 to 1398 code for a protein of 465 amino acids. The transcript has a single exon. Gene Ontology annotation, biological process: amino acid transmembrane transport. Gene Ontology annotation, cellular component: vacuolar membrane. The record is from RefSeq and is a predicted model, not a curated record. NCBI's taxonomy places the organism in Eukaryota, Oomycota, Peronosporomycetes, Peronosporales, Peronosporaceae. Gene Ontology annotation, molecular function: amino acid transmembrane transporter activity.
AUGCCUGGCAACUUCGCGCGGGCAGGGCCCGUGAUAGGCGUCAUCGGCUUGCUCUUUAUGGCCUUCGCCAACGUGUAUUCAUCUGUGGCUAUCUGCCUCGUGAUGCUGCUGGCACCUAAGAGCGUCAAGACCUACAGCGACCUGGGCGAGUGGUGCAUGGGCAAGUGGGGCCGCUGGUUUGCAGUUGUCUCGCAGAUGGCGUCGUGUCUGCUGGGGCCAUGUGUAUUGUUGGUGCUUGGUGGCACACUGCUGGACGGCCUGUUCCCGGACGCUUUUAGUACUUCUUACUGGAUCUGCUUCAUGGCGCUCAUGUGCUUGCCCGUAUGCCUCAUCCUGACGCUCAAGGAAGGCGCCGGGGCCGCGUUUGCUGGCUGCGCAGGAACGCUCAUCGCCGAUGUCAUCGGUGUUGCCGCUGUCAUGUACGGCAUGCGUGGCCACCCCACGCCGCCGUCGCCUGCUAUCAAGUUCUCGCAGGUCGCGGGCAUGUUCGGCAACCUGGCGGUCGCGUACAAUGCUGGCAUCGUGAUCCCAGCCCUGCGGCGCCAGCACAGCGAGCCGACGCGCAUGCCGCGCGUUGUGUUCGUCACCAUGGCCUUCAUCUCGUGCCUCUUCCUGAUCCUGGCCAGCACGGCGUACUCGGCGGUGGGCUGCCAGAUCUCGGGCAACCUGCUCUACUCCAUCUACCCGGACGCGGACACGGGCCUCACCACGCUGGGCUUCAAGUCCAACUGGGGCGCCGUCGUCAUGGCCUACUUCUUCAUGCAGCUGCACAUUACGAUCGCCUUCUCCGUCAUCCUGAACCCGGCCUUCUACCUCGCCGAGCGACUGGUGCUCAAGAUGCACAAGAAGAAGGAGGACGACGUCGAGAACGCCCUCACGUACGCCGCUGCCUCGUAUGAAGCUGCCAACACGCCAAGCAAAGAUGCGAUCAACGAUGGCCGCCGCUCAUCCAGGGUGUCAUACAUUUCCAACGCCGACGCCGAGAAUCCCUACUACGGUGACAUUGAUGCAGAGGUCGCGGAGUACCGUGGCUCGAACGCGGUCAAGUAUGCUAUUCUACGCGUGCUCAUCUUGGUCAUUCUGGUUGUAGUCUCCAUCAUCUUCCGUGAUCACUUCUCGGAUUUCCUCGAGUUCGUGGGCGCGUCGUGCAUCACGCUUAUCAGCACCCUGCCGCCCAUUGUCUUCCUGCUGAAGAAGCUGUGGAACGAGAUCCCGAUCUGGGAGAAGGUGCCGGCGCCGAUCGUGGUCAUCAUCUGCAGCUUCCUGGGCUGCUACGUGACGUACACGUCGGGCAAGGCCCUGUUCGCGCCGACGACCUCGGACACGUCGUUCCCCUACUGCGACAGCGAAUACGAGAACGAGGUGUACUACAAUUACACCGCCGUUCACGGCGCGUGA